Molecule: messenger RNA, 7774 nt
Organism: Myotis daubentonii (Daubenton's bat)
Lineage: Eukaryota; Metazoa; Chordata; Mammalia; Chiroptera; Vespertilionidae
Gene: SHISA6
Product: shisa family member 6
Biological process (GO): regulation of AMPA receptor activity; regulation of short-term neuronal synaptic plasticity
Cellular component (GO): AMPA glutamate receptor complex; dendritic spine membrane; postsynaptic density
Source: RefSeq, a predicted model, not a curated record
GCUGCGAGUGCCGCGAGGGGGAAGAAGCAGAGAGGAACCCCCCCUCCCACCGGGCGCCCGGGCGUGUGAGCGUAGGCGGCGGGGAGCUGAGCGGCUGCCCCCCCCCCCCCCCUCCUCUCGCGGCGCUCCCGGGUGUGCGGGAGUGCGAGUGCGUGUGUCUCCUUCGCUCCUCUCGCACACGCUCCGCUCCGGCACCAGUGCGGGCGGCGAGCGGUGGCUCCCGACUCGCUCGCUCCUGCCGCUGCGCUCCCGCCGGGCCGCCGCCGCCUCUGCAGUCGCAGCAGGGCAUGGACCCGCCCGGACGGGACCACGCUGCCCCCGCCUCCCGGAGCUGCGCUUCGGGUCCCGCCUGAGCCGCGCCGCGCGCGGGGUGCCGCCGCCGGCGGGGGAUGGGGCUGCCCGGGAGGCGCGCCGAGCCCGCAGGGGGAGCGCGGAGCCGGCGCGCAGCGUGAGAGCCAGCAGCCCGCGCCGGGCCGGUCCCUUCCGUGCGCACGGCGCGCCCCUGUCGCCUCUGCCGCCGCUCGCGCCCCGAUGGCGCCAUCGCCCCGGCGCCACUGACCGCCCCGCGCCGCCAGCCGGGCCCGCGCGGCCCCCCUCCGAGCCCGCCGGCCAGGGAGCGGCCUGAAGCUCCCGCGCCCGCCCGCCCGCCCCGCCAUGGCGCCGCGGCGCCUCCUGCUGCUGCUGCUCCUCUCACCCGAGUUCCUGGACCUGCUGCCCGGCGCCCACGGCGCUCGCGGCCGCGCUGCCAACCGGACCCUGAGCGCCGGCGCCCCUGCCGUCGGGGGCCGGCGGCCCGGGGGCGCCCUGGCCCGGGGCGGCCGCGAGCUGAACGGCACCGCCCGGGCGUCCGGCGUCCCAGAGGCGGGGAGCCGGCGGGGACAGCCCGCGGCGGCGGCGGUGGCGGCGGCGGCGGCUGCCAGCGCGGCCGUCACCUACGAGACGUGCUGGGGCUACUACGACGUGAGCGGCCAGUACGACAAGGAGUUCGAGUGCAACAACAGCGAGAGCGGCUACCUGUACUGCUGCGGCACCUGCUACUACCGCUUCUGCUGCAAGAAGCGCCAUGAGAAGCUGGACCAGCGCCAGUGCAACAACUACCAGAGCCCCGUGUGGGUGCAGACGCCCAGCACCAAGGUGGUGUCGCCGGGGCCCGAGAACAAGUACGACCCGGAGAAGGACAAGACCAACUUCACCGUCUACAUCACCUGCGGGGUGAUCGCCUUCGUCAUCGUGGCCGGCGUCUUCGCCAAGGUCUCCUACGAUAAGGCCCACCGCCCGCCGCGGGAGAUGAACAUCCACAGGGCUCUGGCUGACAUCUUGAGACAACAGGGACCAAUCCCCAUAGCACACUGUGAAAGAGAAACGAUCUCGGCCAUCGAUACCUCCCCCAAGGAGAGCACGCCGGUCAGAUCGUCCUCCAAAAACCACUACACCCCCGUGCGCACAGCCAAGCCGCCUCCAGGACAUUAUGGGAAGGAUGCUUACCGAAGUGGAGGAGCUGAUCUCCAUAACUUCAUCUCAUCCGGAUUUGUCACAUUAGGAAGAGGACACACGAAGGAGAAGCCACGAAUGAACAACAUCCUGACAUCAGCCACUGAGCCCUACGACCUCUCCUUCUCCCGCUCCUUCCAGAACUUGGCCCACCUGCCCCCAUCCUACGAGUCCGCAAUGAAGAGCCACCCCAGCAAGUACUCUUCCCUGAAGAGGCUAACCGACAAGGAGGCUGACGAGUAUUACAUGAGAAGGCGGCACCUGCCCGACCUGGCGGCCCGCGGCACCCUCCCCGUCAACGUCAUCCAGAUGUCCCAACAGAAGCCCUUGCCCCGCGAGAGGCCGCGCCGGCCCAUCCGCGCCAUGUCGCAGGACCGGGUCCUGUCCCCGGAGCGGCGCCUGCCCGACGAGUUCCGCAUGCCCUACGACCGCAUCCUGUCGGACGAGCAGCUGCUGUCCACGGAGCGCCUGCACUCCCAGGACCCUCUGCUGUCCCCCGAGCGGACGGCCUUCCCGGAGCAGUCCCUGGCCAGGGCCAUCUCGCACACGGACGUGUUCGUGUCCACGCCCAUGCUGGACCGCUACCGCAUGACCAAGAUGCACUCCCAUCCCAGUGCCUCCAGUAACUCCUACGCCACGCUGGGCCAGAGCCAGACGGCGGCCAAGCGCCAGGCCUUCGCCUCGCGCAGACACAACACGGUGGAGCAGCUGCACUACAUCCCCGGCCACCACACCUGCUACAGCGCCAGCAAGACCGAAGUGACCGUGUGACCCCCUGGACAGGCCGGGCGACUGGCAGAGCAGGGCAGGCAGGAGGGGCCUGGGGCAGAGCUUCUAGCCCCCUGGGCUCCCUUCCCUUGUUCCUUCCGCAGGAGGUGGGGGUGGGCUAUCUUCACCCGAAAGCCAUACUCCCCAGCACAGCAGGGCACAGCAGGUGGCCUGGCACAGCUGCACAGACCUGGGAUCAGGGCAGUCACUCCCUCUCCCAGGAGAGUCCGGGAGUGAGGAGCGGGACUAAGCCCAGUCAUCCCCGCCCCUCCCCCAGCAAUCCUUCCAGUUCCACGUCCUCUCUCCCUUCCUGGGGCUCAGCUGCAGGCCUGUCAGCCAGGAGGCCCUGGCCUGACCCCAGCGGAAGCUGCCUGGGUUUGAACUGGCCAGCGGGUGCAGUCAGUGGCUGACCGCAUAGGCUACUCGGCCUCAUUCAUUUACCUAGAACUGCACCACAGGAAUCUUCUAGUGCCUAAAACUGCCUACGUGCUCCGGAGCAAGGGAGCUGCUGUGUCCAUAAGCACAAUACCGAUCUCCUCGGCCUGCUGGACUCGGACCCGCUGAGUGGCCCUUCCUUUGCUGAGCCCCUGAGGCCCCACCCUGAACCCUGCCCCUCCUCCAAGCCCUGGAUGAGGGACUCCCCCAAGUCCCUUUCUUCUGCUGCCUCCCCACUGUUGGGAAGCCUGCCCAGUUCCAGCUGCCUGCCCCACCCACAGGGUCCCCGCUCCUCUUCUGGGGGGACUUAGCCUCAGAUGUUCCACCCUGAAUUCCCCGGGGCCUUGCCCCAGCCCCCUCAGAAGAGGGUACCUAGGAGGUGUAGGGGCUGUUGGGACACUCGCCCUAGCAACUGGUUAUCUCCACACUUCCUCCAGGCCUCUAGGUCUGAACUAUGACCCACCACUCAGGCCUGCCUUCCCCUCCCCUACACUGCCCCCUGGAGGCUUCUGCCAUGGCCAGACAGCUGCAGGUGGGGAGGCCACUGUGACGCCCAAGGUCUCAGGGGCUGCUGUUCCCAUCAUCCAGGGCUCCCCCUGUCUCCCAGCAUGAAGGUCAGACAGGAGGAGACAGCGGCUUCUGAAGAAGGGCAGCCCCGCACCCCCUCCCCAUCAAGGAGGGCAUGCGUGGUAGUCCUGGACCUCAUCCACUCCUCCGUCCCCAUCACUGCCCACCUCCUGACCCCAUCUUGGUGUGGAAUUUGCUCUCUGCCUGUUUCCAGCCCCCCCACCUCCUGCAGCUCCAUCAUUCUCUCCUGGCUGCUGCUUCUUCAGACCAGUGCCUCCUCUGGGUCAAAGGGACAGAGGCUCAGUAGCAAAUGCAAAUAAUGGUACUCCAGGGAUUGGUCUGGGGCUAACUGGGCUGCACCCCAGUCUCUCCCCUGCAGGGGACACAGGCCCCAGGCAGAUCGACUCCCUCAGCUCUGUUGGGGGGUCAGCUCCUGCCGGCCUAUCUCAGCCCCUUCCUUGCCUCCAGAUGGGGGAGGGCAGGGUGUGACCGCCUCCUGGAGACUGGACGGUGAGCUAAGCAGCAUCCACUCCCUCAAGACCAGAGCCAGUGGGGAGAGAAGGGGCUCCCCCAUUCUCAGGGCCAGGGCACCUCCCUGGGCUGGGGCUGGGGAAAUCAGCUCCAAACUAUUAGGAGAAGGUCUGAUACUGAAAACAUGACUCGCCACAGUCAGACUCCGGAAACAGUGACCUUGAACUGGGAUUCUAGGUCCCCCCAGUUCUGCAUGUAAUAUGUAUGGCCCUUUAAAAGGGAGGCGGGGCUGGGGCAGGAGAGCUCCCCAGUGUCAGCCCUGGGAUUUUCUAGUCUAAUCCAGUCCACAACCACAGAGAAAUCAAUUGACUGAUUCCUCUGACUUAUUUCAAGAAUUCCAAAGCUCUUGUCUCCUCCCAAGGCUCCCAUAAUCACAUAAUCAUGAGGGUAUUAGAGCUCAGGGUGGUGAACACAGCCCUCAGCUCCCCCACUGGGGUAGUGUCCUGUGAGGCUGUGAGGACAGGGAUAGCUCUGCUUUCCUCCCCUACAAACACAUAAACCUUCCCAAGGGCUGGCCCCAGGGUUUAUGAGAGUUUGUUCCAGAGGGGAGGCUAAGAGGAUUAGGCUGGAGGAAAUCACCCUAAAUAGAGCAAUUGGCCCCUCCCAAAAACAAAGGAGUGUCUCUCACAGCUGGUCCCUAAACCCACUGCCCUCUAAUCCAGCCCCAGGCCAGUCCCUGGAAGGCUGCCUGUUGGUGCAGAGGGGAAAGGAUAUGGGUGGGUGAGAAAGGCCUCCCCAUGUGUCUAUACACACAUACUCUCCAAACCAGAAACCUGAUCUCAUCUCUCUCAUCCUGUGAGAAGCAUCUUGGCACCAGUUCCCCAGCCCUCAGGAUGCCAUUUCUCCUAGGCCCUGUCUUUCUGUCUCAGGGGUUGUUUGAAAGAUUGAUUCCAAAAUGUCUCUCUUCCCAGACUUACCAUCAUCCAGUGUAAAACCUCUGGGGUCAGUCAGAUCAGAAAAUCCUACCUGAGGCCCAACUUCUUUUCAAUGAUUCUUCUGCUUCACGCUGGGGUCUGGGAGGAAGGGAGAGAAGAGAAAGAGAGAAGUCCACAGAUUUGCUCCAAUUCAGUCCAUAAAAUGACAUCUUAAUUAGGACACACAGGUGUCUCACUCAUUUGGUUGGUCCAUCCAAGUUUGCAGAACAAGCAAAGCCACAUUACUAGACAAGUUCAGGCAGCAGAUAAGCAAGGGUUCUGGGAUUAGAACCCAGAUGUCACGACUUCCGCCCCACCAGGCCCUGCCCCACAAUGAAAGUCCCCCUCCCCCAGCAAGGGAAGCCCAGAGUCCAGAAUGUUUCUCUACUUGCUUUGUUCUUUGUGCGAGUCUCCAUUGAUCUCAUUGGGAUGGAAUGGAAUCUGCCAGGUUCUCUCCUGCCCUGAACAUUCUUGCUGGUUCCUUGGCCUUCGAUAACAGCGAAGCUCCCACAAUCCCCCGUGCCCUCCCACCUUCCCCGUCUUGCUCCUCCAGUUAACUCUUGACUCCCUGAGUUCCUAAGUCACAGAGGCUUUCCCAAGAAUUCUGUUAACCCCCUCACUUGGCUCCCCAGUCUCUUGGGUGAUGGGUUUGCCUUCUAGAAAGUUCCAAAUCUUUUCAUUCAAAUUUCUCCUUUUUUCCAUUCUCCCACUCUGAAACUGUUUCAUAUACUCAGUCUUUUAUGCCAGUUCAGUCUUUCCUUCCUCUCAUCUCCCUGGCCUUGCCCUCUUCCUUAACUUACCUUUCUUCAUUCCUAAUUUCUUUUCCUUGGUCUUGCUAUACUCUCUAGUUGUAACGCCUACAGCUCUCAGUGAAAAAAUUUAAAGAAUGAGACAUUCAGAUCUUCUUUUUGCCUCAUUGGUUUAUCCUUCCCCUCCUGCCCCUGGGAGGUGAUGCCCCAGGACACGUAGCCAAGUGCUCCUACCCUGGUCUUCUGGAGGGAAACCAGAGAAGCUGCCCUGGCAGAGGUAUCUCGGCCAGGCCUGUCCCCCUAAGCCGCUGUCCCAGCCUGCCCUAGCCCAGAGGUUCCUACUCUGGCCAAAGUUCAUAUCCUUGAGGGCUCUUGGCCACUGUUCCACCCCACACCUGUCCUGCUUGUGUGUCACAGAUCUCCCUCUGUCCCAAAAUUCUGGAUGGCCUCAUGACUCCCCAAGUGUGAAGAAAUAUUCAUUCCAACAACCCUGCCACCAAAAGAUCCAUUUCUUCAGAUACCUUGCCUGCCACCAGCCAUCCAUCCCCCGACCCCAUCCACAGGCAACUGUGAACUUGACCCCAGGUAUUCUGAAAGGGCUGCUGGACCCUAGAAGGCACGGCUUUGGGAAGCGUUGACAUGUUACCUCCCGCAUACAUUCAUCCACCAUCUUCCCUAAACCUGGGAAACUUGCUCUGAAGUAUAUUCAAGGAAGCUUGUUGUGUUUUAAUGAAGUAUUUUUCAGGGUUCAGAUGCUAUUUUUUAUAAAUGCAGCAUUUUAAUGACAGAGUCAGUAUGAAAGAUAUGUCUUCCUGAGCUCUCUAUAUUUGAUUUCGGAAGGAAGCAUACUACAGGAGGAAAAAGCUCGGGGCCGAGUCUCUUGGAUACACUUCUGCCCUGGCUUUGUCUCCAUCUUGCCGUGUGACUGAGGACAAGCCCUAUUCUUGCUCAGUGCCUCAGUUUCCUGUAAAAUGAGGGGCUUUGAUUAGAUGAACUCUGAAGUUUCAUCCAGCUCUUACAUGUUAGGGCUUUCAUUAACCUUCUUUCUUCACCUUCCUCCCCCAUCCCAACUGAGCUGCAUGGUUCCCAUUAAGGCUGCCCCACGGUGACAACCUUAGAUGCCCUAGACAGCCACCAGACUCCUCACCGGAACCUGGAUGGGCCCAGGGUCUUGGCCACCUAGGGAUGCUCUCAUAUCUGAAGGUGUAAGGGCCUACCCAUUCAAUAGGUUACCCACCGUGUGUCAUGGAAGUCCUCACAUAUAGACACGCCUACUAAGUCAUCUAUGGUAUCUGUGUCAUUGGGAAAUUCUGAAUUUGAAAUUUUCACUUUGAUGUGGUUCUUAAAGCUGGAGGGAGGGAGUUCUGAUUUCAGAGAGAGGAUGGGCUAGAGGAGAAAGGUCCAGAGGUUGGCCUACAAGGGCAUGAUGUUUGUAUUUGAGAUCAGUGGGCACUGCAUUCCAAGCCACAGAGGAGCGUUCACGGCGGAGGCUCUGGGUGGCAAUGGAUGUCAUAUUCCCGUCCAGAACCUGGGUCCUGAAGACUGAGUUUGGAUACUGGGCUCCAUUCCAGCUGGAGGAAGGGAAGCAUCACCUCUGGGCUGCUAGGAGUUGGGCAUCCUAGUACCUCACUAGCCCCUCCGUGGGACACUGUUGUCCUCCCGGUGAAAGCUUGUGAAGCAAGAUUGAGAGUCCAAGUCAGUAUCAUCAAACCCAUCUUGUAAAUCAGCAAACGCAUCAACCUUCAUCCGUCAGAGAAAUGACAUUACAUGUUCCCUUCAUGUCCUCCUUCCUGAGCGAGAGGGAGAACCCUGCUCAACUUUGCUGCCCACUCCGCUGGGACCCUCGAGUGCCACUCCAUGGGAGGACUCAUUCAUGUGCUUCAUAGUGGCAAAUAUUCCUCUAGUUCUGUAACUCAACUAGACAUUUUGUAGUAAAGAAUUCUUGAAAUUCUCUAAUAAAAAGCAAUUCUUACUGUAAUAUUUUUAGUUUGGGGACACAAUUUCCUAAGGGGGGAUUAAUGAACAUUUUUACGCAUUACCCCAAUUUAUGGAUUCCGUGUUUAUUAUAUGGUAGCACUGAUGGAAGUACCUUUCUGUCUGUACCUUGCAGUUUCUUCAUCCCCAUCAGCAAGCUUCGUGAUGAGCAGUGCUCUCGUCACUGCUGCUCUGUACAAAUCUCAUCGUCCUACUUACCUGUCAAAGCACAUUCUAUAUGUACUGUAAACAGAUAUCACUUUAGUAAGAUUUAGUCGAGGAUUUUUCCACUUUUGUCAGUAACAUAUAUUUAUGGAUUAAAAAAAUAAAGCUGUUUCAACAUAA